Molecule: messenger RNA, 849 nt
Organism: Suillus clintonianus
Lineage: Eukaryota; Fungi; Basidiomycota; Agaricomycetes; Boletales; Suillaceae
Exons: 3
Coding region: 48-644 (198 amino acids)
Source: RefSeq, a predicted model, not a curated record
UUUCAUUAUCUUGUUCACCCCCCACAUUCCUAAAGUGAACUUGCAUCAUGAUCUCCAACGUUAAAUUUCAAAAGCUCGUCGUGGCGUUUAUUUUGAUCAUCACGAACGGCACAGUAAUCUCUGCUUUAUGUUUUCCGAGUCUGGCGAUAUCAAUCAUAGCCAUCUCCAUGGUGGCAACAUGGAUCUUUCCCCUCGUCGUCGUCAUUGUAUCUCCUGACAUCUCUCGUAGCAAUGCUACAAUUCAAGUAUUUGGGAGUUUGUUUAUCAUGCUGUUGACAUUCGAGAUCAUGGUCUGGCAACAUAAUAGUACAUCUCAAGUUGAGGUUGAAGGGUUUACGGGACUCGGACAUUUUCUGCUGUUAUUGACCGGAGGGUCAUUAUUCUUCAUCUACUCGAUGAAAGUUGCGUACAAGGCAAAUCCGGACACGAGGGAGCUUCAUGCAAACUUUUUUGGUUGCCCAGAAGUCGUCCGUCAGUGUCUCAAGGCGCUUCGCAUUCGCCGCCAACAUGUAAGUGAUCCGGAAUAUCAGCUUCUACCACAGGAGAAACCUCGCGAUUUUUCAUCAGAGCCCAAGUCCAGGUCUCUUGACGAGACAGAUUCCAUCGCAGUCUCCAGUCCCCGAAUUGACAACUUCGUCAGCUGAUAGUCAAGGCCAGCGUCAGCGCAGGCCGCCUACUUGAAGCACUCUUUCCAUCAUUUCCCCUGAAUCCUCACGAGACCACGGCUUCAAUCAAAACUGGAGCUCAAAGUCAGUGGUACUUCUAUCAUGUACUCGUAGUAAGGACUGCCUGUAUUUACUGCCUUACAACGACAUUCGCCCUUAGCCGUCGUUGUUCGUGCAUUGGUAC